Messenger RNA from Anopheles maculipalpis, 3810 nucleotides. RefSeq lists its product as uncharacterized. Gene Ontology annotation, cellular component: Swr1 complex. The record is from RefSeq and is a predicted model, not a curated record. NCBI's taxonomy places the organism in Eukaryota, Metazoa, Arthropoda, Insecta, Diptera, Culicidae. The transcript has 4 exons. The coding region runs from base 106 to 3810 and encodes 1234 amino acids. Gene Ontology annotation, molecular function: ATP-dependent H2AZ histone chaperone activity. Gene Ontology annotation, biological process: chromatin remodeling.
GCACCAUAUCCGACAACGAACGCUUGCUAUACGGACAUCAAGCAUGGCAUUCUUUCCUACACGCUACCCCUACGUACAGAUCUUAGCGACAUACCGGGGCCGCCUAUGAGCCUGCUGCCCGCACCACCCACCACCAACUUACUACCCGGCUCGGACAAAUCUUCGCCCACGUCUGGCCAGAAGAAAAAACGUCGAGCGUACGUAAACGAAAGCGAAGAAGCCCGGGCCCGACGGUUAGCCCGCAACGCCGAAAGAAUGCGCCAGAAGCGUGCCAACGAAACGGAAGAAGAGUACCGCCAGCGGUUGGCAAAGAAUGCCGAAAGCAAUCGGCGAAAGCGUCAAAAUGAGACUGACCUGGAACGUACCAUCCGGCAUGCACGCAGUGCGGCCAGGGAGCGAUUAAGGCGGGCCAUGGAAACUCCCGAGCAGAGGGCUGUGCGGUUGGCGAAAUUGGCCGAAAGAAUGCGUAUUGCACGAGCGAACGAAACGCCCGAACAGCGAGCGAUCCGUUUGGCAAAGAAUGCGGCCAAAGCGAAAGAACGUUUGCUGAAGGAAUCGCCCGAACAGUGGAUCGAACGGAAGCGAAAGAAGGCGGAAUACGCACGGCGCAAACGGAGCGGCAAUCCGAGUUCGGCCGGCAGUAGCAGCAGUAAUGAUGCCGCCAUACACAGCAGCAAUCUUGCCUCGCCCGAGCUUUCCUUCAGUCAGGUAGGCAACAGCCAUGGUUACGUGCCGGACCUUGGCCAUGGGGUGCCACCGGACGUGAAGGACAUUAAGCUGAUAGCGUCACCCAAGCAAAACCACGUGCAUCAGCAACCGGAACAGAUCUACAGCACACCUCAUCUGCCAUUUAUGGAGCACGAGGUAAAAGCGUCCGAAUUUCUGCCGGGCGCCCACCACCCGGGCUCGGCCACGCUACAUCCGGACAUGUCCUGUCCAAACAAUCUGCUAAAGUUUCACGUGCUACCCUACUCACUUCCACCCGGUGCAGUACCAACAACGGCUGGUCCUGAUUUGCAGCUGACGGUCAAGUACAUAUACGAAAGUAUUUGUAUUCAUGUACAUCGAAAUUGUGCGGGCGUGCGAAUUAUUGGGUGCUUUAUUUUGAAAACACUUGCUCUUCUAGCGCUUCCACCAGUGUCUAGUUAUGUUAGAGGUGUAUCGUCUCGAAAUAUGAAUGGAUUUUUCCAAAUCAAUACAUUCUACAAUGAGUUUAAGCAAGAGGUCAACGCUGCUUAUGCCGCUGCACCUAUACAACAGCAAACCCAGCAGCAGCAGCAGCAGCAACAAUCGCAACGACAGCCUCCACAGCAACAACCACUUGCCGUAACCGACGGUAGCAGUAGCGUCACGUCCUCUCAGCAGCACGCGCUGAACCAAACCCCUAAGCAAACCAAUUUGUCCAAAAACCAGCACAGAUUUUUGCACGAAAGUGACGACGCCCGGGAGAAGCGCCUGGCCCGGAACGCGGAACGUAUGCGCCAGAAGCGGGCAAUGGAAACGGAGGAGCAAAGUCGCAAACGUAUGGCCGAAAACGCGGAACGCAUGCGACGAAAGCGAGCAGCCGAAUCGGAGGAAGAUUACCGAAUGAGAAUGGAGAGAAACGCGGCAUUCAAGAUGACCGACGAGUAUCGGCGUCGGCUGAUGGAAAAUGCGGAACGCAACAGACGAAGGCGCCAGAAUGAAACUGAACUGGAGCGCAGCAUACGGCGGGCACGGAGCGCCGCACGGGAACGUUUGCGCCGUGCGAUGGAAAGUCCCGAGCAGCGUGCAGUGCGUUUGGCUAAGCUGGCCGAACGGAUGCGUAUUACCCGGGAGCGACUGUGGACAACGAUUGAAACACCGGAACAGCGGGCAGAACGGUUGGCAAGACUGGCCGAACGGAUGCGUUACGCGCGGGCGAACGAAACACCAGAACAGCGUGCGACUCGGUUGGCAAAGAAUGCGGCCAGGGCACGCCAACGCUUCCUGAACGAAUCUCCCGAACAGUGGAUCGACCGGAAGCGAAAAAAGGCCGAAUACGCACGACAGAAACGGGCGGCAGCAGCUGCUUUAGGUGAGCCCAGUGGAAAUGGUACCUCUCGGCCCCCCGGUCCGUCGGGUCGAGCACCAUCCGGUACAUCCAUCGGUCAUGGAGCUAGCUUGCAGCAUCACACAGCAGUUGGUUUUCCGGGCCAUACACCUGCCACAUUGCCGGAAACUAUUCUACAUACGAGUGGGUCACAGCAACCUCCAAACAGUAGCACAAGCAGUGGAGCAACUUCUUCGUUCGCGCUGAAUGCAAAGGGAACUGGCAAGAGUUCGUCCAUAUCGACGAAACACGGAACGACAUCAUCAAGCGGAGCCUUGCAGUCCACACAACCAGAACAAAUCUACAGCACUCCGCAGGUUUUAUUUAGCGGUGGUGAUUUUAAACCACACGAACUACUGAACGGGCAACAUUUGGUGAUGCAGGCGGAUCCGAACUGUCCCAGCAAUCUAUACAAACUGCACAUACUGCCGUACCCGUUUCCUACAUCCACUGCAUCCGGUACGCCGCACAUGGAUCAAACGAGUGCGUACAAAAGCAAAACACACUACCAGCUAAUAAAUAUGAAUGGAUUCUUUCAGAUCAAUCCAUACUAUAAUGACAUUAAGCAGGAAAUCGUGGCCCCAUACGCAACAGCAGCAGCACCCGUCGUUGCAACCGCAACUUUACCGCAAGCAAUACCGAGCAUCCCUCCCCAGCAGCAGUCCGCAAACGGUGCUAGUGACGGGCUUCCCCUAGGCGUCAUCCAUCACUCACUGUCCAAAAGCCAGCGACGGUUUCUGCACGAGAGUCCGGAAGCCCGUGCCAAGCGUCUCGCUCGGAACGCGGAGCGAAUGCGCCAAAAGCGUGCGGCAGAAACGGCCGACGAGUAUCGCAAACGAAUGGCACAGAACGCAGAAAGGAUGCGAAAGAAGCGUGCCGCCGAAACGGAGGAAGAGUAUCGGAACAGGAUGCAGCGUAAUGCGGACAGCAAGUCAAGUGACGAGUAUCUGAUUCGGUUAGCGAAAAAUGCUGAACGGAACCGGUUGCGACGGCAAAACGAGACUGAUAUCGAGCGUAGCAUACGGCGGGCCCGUAGUGCGGCACGCGAGCGGUUACGUCGCGCAAUGGAAACACCCGAACAGCGAGCAGUAAGAUUGGCCAAACUGGCUGAACGGAUGCGAAUUUCGCGCGCCAACGAAACACCGGAACAACGCGCCCUGCGGUUAGCUAAAAAUGCGGCCAAAGCGAAGGAACGUCUGCUAAACGAAACACCGGAACAAUGGAUCGAGCGGAAGCGAAAAAAGGCGGAAUAUGCACGGCAGAAGCGCAGUGCCGCUGCGGUUGCCGCCAAACUGGGCCUAUCGGCAACCGGCAGCUCGCCCAACAGCAGUGUUAGCUCCACCAGCCUUAGCGUACCGUCCACGCCGGGCGAUACGGUAACGUUUACCCAUGCGCCAACCACAAAUCCGACGUACAAUCUGGAACCCAGCCAUGCGCUGUCGCAAACGUCGCUUGUUUCGCUGUCGACGACGAACCUGAAGGACAUCAAGCUAAUAACGGCACAGAAGCCCGGUCAAAUGUUGCAACUGCCGGAGCAACUGUACGCCACUAGUACGUCACACAUUCCCUUCAACGGGACCGACCUGAAACCGCCUGAAUUUUUAACCAGCAAUAAUAGUCAACCGGGCCCUCCUCACAUUAUGCAGCCGGAGUUGUACAAGUUCCACAUACUACCGUACACAUUCUCUCCCACGGCCGGUGCAGUGCACCCGACGCAAGCCGAUUACAAAGGAAAAUAG